AUGAAGGAGGUUGCUGGCUUGCUCAAGACCACAAAUAAGGCUGAGGCCAAGAUGAAGACUUUGAUAGAUCAGGCCAAGACAGCAAAACAAGCCCAAGACGAGGCCGAGAAGAGGUCAGGUGCUGCUGAGGCCAUUGCUAAGGUCCUUGAAGCCGAGAAAAAAAAGGCCGAAGCAAAGACUGCCAAAGCCCAAGCCAAAAUCAUUGCUGCCUUGGCCACAAAGGACGCCGAGAUAAAAGUGGCGGACGAAAAAGCAUAUGCCGAGGGGGCAGCCGACAUCCGCGAGGAUUACAAGAAGCAAGACGAAGCUGAGUCCAAGGAGGAAGCCGAGGCCAAAGAGACUGAGGAGACCGAAGCUGUUGGGGCCAAGUUCCCAACUCUGAAUGAGCAAGUUUUAGACUUGACUCAGGAUAAGGAGGACGAGGUCCAAAAGACCACCUCUAAGGCCGAGGUCGAGACUUCUAACAAGAGCCUGGACGAUACACUGCGUGAAAUCGACGCCGAGGUCCAAGCUGAAAAAUCUACCCAGCUAUCUGUCGAGGCUGACACAACACCAAUUGCCGAGGCAGAGCAGACUGUGGAAAAUGCAUAA
Molecule: messenger RNA, 591 nt
Organism: Camellia sinensis
Lineage: Eukaryota; Viridiplantae; Streptophyta; Magnoliopsida; Ericales; Theaceae
Source: RefSeq, a predicted model, not a curated record